This is a messenger RNA of Dalotia coriaria, 1279 nucleotides long. RefSeq names its product trypsin-2-like. Lineage: Eukaryota; Metazoa; Arthropoda; Insecta; Coleoptera; Staphylinidae. Gene Ontology annotation, biological process: proteolysis. The record is from RefSeq and is a predicted model, not a curated record. Gene Ontology annotation, molecular function: serine-type endopeptidase activity. Bases 155 to 931 code for a protein of 258 amino acids. The transcript is spliced from 2 exons.
UUUAAUCGGUUGCACAUGAUCAACUAUAUCAACAAAAAAUCAACUAAAAAGAAAUAACCUCACAUGAUUGACAAUCAUGUGAUACAUUACAGUUUUCUUUAAACUAUAUAAAUUCAAAAACUUGAUGGUAUAGGUAUCACAACACAUUAUAACCAUGUUUAAAACAAGUGCCAUUUUGAUUCUUCUGAUCAGCAUUUGCAAUGCCCAACAUACACGUAUCAUCGGCGGAGAAAAUGCUGACAUUACCGAAGUACCAUGGCAGGUAUCCCUGCAAAACGAUUACGGUCAUUUUUGUGGUGGCUCCAUCAUCAGCGAUAGAUGGAUCUUAACCGCUGGUCAUUGUAUCAGUCAUAAAACUGACCUCACAGACAAAAAAGUGGUUGUCGGCAUGACUAAACUCUCCGAAGGUGGUGUUAUUCAUUAUAUGAAACGUGUAAUCCGUCACCCUUUAUAUUUUACCAUGUGGAUUGUCAGCCAUGAUAUGAGUUUGAUUGAACUGGAGGAACCAAUUGUUUUCAACAAGCGAGCACAACCGAUUCGUUUACCCACUGAUGAGGAAACUCUUCCUGUUGGUAAAGUUGCCAAUAUUCAAGGUUGGGGACUAACCGAAGAAGAUCAACAAGAUUGGGAUCACUUAAAGAAAACUACUUUACCGAUCAGAGCACCUGAGGAUUGCGCAAGUGCUUGGUGGUUUUUCCCUAAAAAGGUUUUCAUUGGACCGGAAGCUCCUAAUAUAUGCACAGAAUGGGAAGAUGCAGUGCCUAACACCUGCAAUGGUGAUUCAGGAAGUGCCCUAACCUACAAUGGCGUACAGUAUGGUAUUGUAUCUUAUGGCCUAGGAUGUGUCAAUCCUCAAUACCCCAAAAUCUUUACCCAUGUUUACAAUUUAAGAGAUUUCAUUUACGAGAAUACCAAUGUGCAAAACAAUUGACAAUAACACAUAAUAGUAACAUUAAACAAACAAACUGCAAUACUUAACACUUGUAAUGGCGAUUCAGGUGGAGAACUUACCUAUAAUGGUAUUCUGAUUGGUAUUGUAUCUUUUGGAAUAGGAUGUGUUAAUGUAGACUACCCAAAAGUCUUUGCAAACGUUUACAAUCUCCGGAGUUUUAUUUAUGAAAAUACAGAUUUGGAACCAUUGUAAUCGUUAUCAAAAUAUGUAUAUACAGUAGAAUCUUGAUAACUCGAACCUUGUUAAGUCGUAAUCCUCAGUAACUCGAAAAGAUAUGCUAUUCCCUUCCGCUGAACCCCGAACGACGCACUAACUCGAAUUUUUUUU